AUGCACAAGCCCAUGGAGAAGUCCCAAAACUUCCGCAUCGAGGCUCUCCUGGCUGAAGAGCCGGCGCGGGGCGCCUCCCCGCCGAGGCUGAGCCCCGGGAGCCCCGCGGGGAGCCCUGGCCCCGCCGGGCGCACCGACACCCCCUCUCCGCGGGCGCCCCGGGGAGCCGCACCGCUGGCCCCGGCCGGCUUCGUCCCCAAGCCCGGCUUGCUGCACCUGCCCGGCCCUGGACUCAGCUCCCUGCCAGCCCUCUACCCGCCCGCCGUGUACCCGCUCCCGGCCCUGGGGGGGCAGCACCCUGCUUUCGCCUACACCGGCUUCCCCCACCUGCCGCCCGGCUCGGAGCACCUGAAGGCGGCUGUGGCCGGCUCUUUCCCGCUGGAGCACUGGAUCCGAGCCGGGAUGCUGGUGCCGAGGCUCUCCGACUUCCACGCCGCCCCGCAGUCCGGAUUGAUGGGGAAAUGCCGCCGGCCCCGUACGGCCUUCACCAGCCAGCAGCUCCUGGAGCUGGAGAACCAGUUCAAGCUCAACAAGUACCUGUCCAGGCCCAAGCGCUUUGAGGUGGCCACGUCGCUGAUGCUGACGGAGACGCAGGUGAAGAUCUGGUUCCAGAACCGCCGCAUGAAGUGGAAGCGGAGCCGCAAAGCCAAGGAGCAGGUGGCCCAGGCGGAGGCCGAGAAGCAGCGAGGGCUCAGCAAAGCCUGCGAGAAGCUGCUGCCCGGCGAGCCGCGGGGACAGGCGGGCGAAGGCCCCGAGUUCAUGGGGCGCAGCGCCGGCUCUGGCUUCCUGCACCACAGCACCGCCGAGCUGGGCUACGGCCCGGACUCCUCCUGCUCGGGCGGUGAGGAGGAUGAGGAAGAGGAGGAGGAGGAGAUGGGCGCCACGGAGAGGAAGAUCGGCUCUGUGUUGUGAAAGGCGGCCGGAGCCUGACCGGGAAGUGGGGCCGGGCUGAGGCGUCGGGAGCCUCUUUGCUGGCAGACAUGGACUGU
Molecule: messenger RNA, 989 nt
Organism: Rhea pennata
Lineage: Eukaryota; Metazoa; Chordata; Aves; Rheiformes; Rheidae
Product: motor neuron and pancreas homeobox protein 1-like
Exons: 3
Coding region: 1-912 (303 amino acids)
Biological process (GO): endocrine pancreas development; neuron projection morphogenesis; regulation of DNA-templated transcription
Cellular component (GO): nucleus
Molecular function (GO): sequence-specific double-stranded DNA binding; DNA-binding transcription factor activity, RNA polymerase II-specific
Source: RefSeq, a predicted model, not a curated record